AUGGCCAGCCAAGCCCAGCCAAGCCAGGAAGUGUCGGUCCAAAUAGGGAACUUGCAGGUACAGGGACUGGUGAACAAAACAAACAAAGUUGCGAACUAUCUGGGGAUCCAAUAUGCGACCAUCCCGGCAAGGUUUCGCCAGUCCAAGCCUGUGAACCUCUCAGAACUGAGUGGUGUCCUCGACGCAACUCGCUACGGACCCAAGUGUCCGCAGAUCAGAAUAACCCGAACGGAGACGGCUCACCUGUAUGAGGGUGUGCGACGCAGUUCUGAGUAUCCCGUAGACGAGUUCGGGUGCUUGAGGCUCAACAUCUAUGUUCCCAGGGGUGUCCAGGGUCCGCUGCCGGUGUUGGUCUGGAUCCAUGGCGGAGGAUUUGUCUUUGGAGACGGCAACUCGGAAUUUGAUGGAAACUACCUCGUGGAGCAUGCCUUGGAAAAAGGAAAGCCCAUUAUUUUCGUGGCGAUGAAUUACCGAUUGGGAUUCUUCGGGUUCCUUUCUUCGAAGGAAUUGAGCGCAGAAGCGUCUGCGAGUGGCGAAACCCCCUUCACGAACAUGGCCAUGUAUGACCAACGGGUUGCUCUCUUGUGGAUACAAGAACACAUCCAUUAUUUUGGCGGUGACCCGUCCAAUAUCACCAUUGCGGGUGAAUCUGCAGGGGGUUGGUCGGUGCUCGCUCAUCUGCGAUCAGAUGUACCUGUUUGCCAGAGAGGUAUCAUUUUGUCGAGCCCCAACCUGGAUUUCCCACAGCCUGAGGAGGCUCAAGAGACUUUUGAUGAGCUUGUCGCCAGUACGGGUGUGUCGCCCACUGCAUCUGCCGAGGAAAAGCUCACAGCAUUGCGUCGCUUGGACUCGAUGGAAAUAGUCCGGCUGAUGACACCUCGUUUCGCCACGCCUCUUCGGGACGACAACUGGUUUGUGUAUCAAGAGGGCAACAAGCCCAUUGCAGGCCCUGCUCCUUUUGCACCGUGGGUGAAGGGAGUCAUUGCAGGUUCCACGAAGCACGAAGUAGCGGUGUUUGGUGCCACGCAAUGGCGAACCUGGUCCUCCCAGCAAUUUGUAGACCGUGUGAAAUCCGCUUUCCCGCUUGCGGACCUGGCCCAAGAACUGAUGGAUGCAUAUGGCAUAUCUUCGACGGCGCCUGUCGAGACGUGCCUACAAGGGUUCAUUGCUUUGGCCACCGACAACAUCUUCGCCGCCUUGCCCUUCGUCCUCGCAGAAACCCCUUCCGAAUCCUCGCCAGUCAGUCUGUACAGGUUCGACCAGGUCGACACGUUUAGCCAAAGCCCGCUCAAAGGGUAUGCAUACCAUGCAAUGGACAACGCAUUCUUCUGCCGACUACCAGCCGUUGCCGGUCCCAAUGCCGAUCCGGAAAUGAGAGAAACAGCCAAUAGACUUUCUGCGGCGGUCACCGAUUUUGCAUACGGAUCGCAGCCUUGGGAGACAUACAGCUCUAAGCACAGGAUUAUGGUGUUCAAUGGUACGGAGAGCGGCAUUGUGGAGCUCAAGGAAGAAGACCGAUGGAGGCGGAUUACCAUGACAGGCGACCUGGCCAGGACAAAGGGGACGUGGAGGUCCGGGAACAUACUGGUGGGCAUUCGUCAUAGUUCGAUGGGUUGA
This is a messenger RNA of Fonsecaea erecta, 1617 nucleotides long. RefSeq lists its product as hypothetical. The record is from RefSeq and is a predicted model, not a curated record. The transcript has a single exon. The coding region runs from base 1 to 1617 and encodes 538 amino acids. Lineage: Eukaryota; Fungi; Ascomycota; Eurotiomycetes; Chaetothyriales; Herpotrichiellaceae.